Messenger RNA from Homalodisca vitripennis (glassy-winged sharpshooter), 2707 nucleotides. RefSeq names its product arrestin domain-containing protein 17-like. Gene Ontology annotation, biological process: protein transport. The record is from RefSeq and is a predicted model, not a curated record. The coding region runs from base 2 to 1249 and encodes 415 amino acids. Gene Ontology annotation, cellular component: cytoplasm. Lineage: Eukaryota; Metazoa; Arthropoda; Insecta; Hemiptera; Cicadellidae. The transcript is spliced from 8 exons.
CAUGAAGCGAUAUGAACUGGUGUUGGACGAGCCUGACAGAGUGUUCUUCUCUGGAGACGAGAUCAAGGGACACGUCGCUGUGACUCUCGACUCCAACAUCACUGUCCAAGGAAUAACAAUUCGCCUGGUAGGUGAGGCGUGCGUAGCUGUACCUGAUACCUUUCGAGCUCCUCGUACUGUGGAUAGAAGAAAACGUUUCAACAACAAAAUCAGCCCUAGCCCUGGUGUCCAUGGUGAAAGUCCUGCGCGAAAAUUAGGAAACGCUGGACCUUUCCAUCAAGGCAAGACCUAUCGAUUCAGCGCCGUCGAGCGGUACUUCCACCACAAGGAAUAUUUGUUUGGACACAAGUAUAGUAGUUUUAAGGAGCAGCUAUGGAAAGGUUCUCACAAUUUUGCCUUUCAAUACACACUGCCUGCCCAGUUGCCUUCAUCAUUUAAUGGUCAUUUUGGAUUUGUCCGUUACUAUUGCGAGUCAUCUGUUGAGAGAUGGCGGAACAAGGAAGUGAAAAGGAUUUAUUUCAGUGUAGCCAACGUUACAGAUAUCAACCAAGUGCCUAAGGCUGAUUGCUCAUCGAAAGACGAGAAAUGUACAAACUCCUGUUUCUUCUGCGUGCCAAGAGGCACCAUCAUAGCAUCGAGCGAAAUUCGACACAGGGGCUACGCCUGUGGAGAGACGGCAAACAUUACCAUCGACAUCCACAACAUGAGUAACAACGAUGUAACUAAAACUACUGUUUCUAUUAUCCAGACUGCCACAUAUACUUGUUCCCAAAAUCUGAGACAUCAAGAGGACGAGCGGAAGGUGCUGAGCCAGGAGCUAGGCUCGGUUCUGCAAAGCGAGUCUGAACACUCGGUGGCAAAGAUGCUGAUACCACCUUUACCUCCAUCCUCGAUCAGUCAGGAUAUCUGCAAGUUGAUCAACAUCCAGUACAGGUUCGAAAUAAAUAUGGAGCUAAAGGAAUCGAAGGGUCAAUUAACUCUUCAAAUGCCUCUUGUAAUUGGAAAUAUUCCUUUAAGGAAGAACUUCGAAAAUCUAGAAGAUGAAUCAUCGUACAAUUACACCAAGCAGUUUAUUAUACCAUUCAAACUCCACAAACAAAGGAAUUUGCCGCAAGUAUGGAGUGAGUUCAGUCAAAAUCCCGAACCGACUACCUGUGUUUACGAGACUACAGAUUUUUGUCCGGCUUAUCCCUUCUACCGAGAAAAGUCCAAAAAUAAACAGUGCAGUCCCAAAGAAACAAGAGUAUAAAUAGUUCACCUGUAUGUCUUCAUAUUCUUGAAUGUCAAAAUGUGUCGUAUAACAAAGUCAGCGCUGGCCGUACAAUGAUAGUUCUAAUUUGAGUCAUAUCUGUGUAAUUUGCGUACUUUCAUUUUCUUCUUCCUUCAAUAGAGGAGUAGGUGUUAUGAAAUUAAGCACGACCUUGCUUCUGAUAGUUCCCGGCUCCGGUUUUUAUAUCCUAUGAAAGGUUCCGGUCACAGGAAUCACUCGACCUACCCAGUCCUCAACGAAUCCCGGAUUCAGACAGCUCUUAACAUCUGGCAGAUCUCGAUCAUAGCUGGGGGUUUCCCAGCUUCAUCCAGUUACCACAGAUUAUGACAACCCCAUCUGAGAGCUCCCAGCCUCUAGGACUUUCCAGCCUUUAGGAGUUUGGCCCCUUUCUCAUCUUCUGGCCGUUCUGAGCCAGGUUCCAGCCUCCAACAGGUUCCGUUUUCGGCAGCCCCUGCCUCUAUCUUUGUUUUGGAUUUUUUCAGAAAACGUAACACGAAUUUGGCUACUGAUCAUCCACAAGGUGUCCAGAGUAAUCAAACAUAUAAAUUUGAUCAUAUGGUUCUGCUCUCUUGUCUCAGAUGGUUUUAUAAAACUAUUCUCGGUUAAAAUGUAUAAUAUAAAAUGUUUUUGCUAAAAUCCAUCCAAAUGUUUUAACCUACGGCUCCGCCCUCUUACUUAAAAAGUACGGUGUAUCGAGAGUUAACAUAUAUCACGUUCAUUCCAAUUAUGGCUGAAACCAUGAGAUACCUGUAGUUGUAGAAAAAGGUAUUGGUCAUGGGGCUCUUCCCCAUCGGUCCUAUUAGUCCCAACAAAUCUGACAUUAUCAUUAACUUGUAGAAUGAUCCCGCCAAAAAGUUGCAUUAAGAAAUGUAGCUGUAAUCGUGAUGAUACAUAUAUAGACAUGUUGCCAUUUACACACUGCAAUAGUUAUAUCAGAAAACUACCUAAAAUGAUACGUAAAGGUGAACAUGAUUAUAAAUGUAUGUGUAUUAUCACAUUUUAUAUCUGUAAAACAAAUCACAGAACACAAAAAUUAAUUUUUAACUAGUUAGAUAUACAUGUAAAUGUUAAAAGAAGCCAUAGUGUACGAUUACUUAUUUCAAAAUGUCAUACCUCAUUUCUAAAAAUACCUUAUCUAAUUUCGUGACUGUAAAUAAUUAAUUACUCUAUAUCAUUACCACUGAUAUUUGAUUAAGUAUCGUUAUAAACUAUUAAGAUCCGUUAUAUAUUGUUGUAUUUAUUUCAAGCUAGUACUUUGAUUUUCUAUACUACCUAUCUGUUCCUGUGUUUCAUUUGCUAUGUACGGCUAGCUCUGACCUGAAUGUAUUAAUGGUGCUUUUCAUGUGUGAAUGAUGUUAAAUUACCUCAAUUAAACAUAUUUUUCUAUGCUUAUUCAAAUUUAUAUUGCAUUAAAAUAAAAACAAUAUAUAAACAACA